Messenger RNA from Paramecium octaurelia, 1132 nucleotides. The record is from the annotation of a GenBank genome assembly. NCBI's taxonomy places the organism in Eukaryota, Ciliophora, Oligohymenophorea, Peniculida, Parameciidae.
AUGCACAAUUUCUAAGGUAUUUAUAAUUCUUAAUUACAAAAGUAUUGAUUAAAUUCAUCCAAGUUUGUUUUUUUAGACUAAGUGUAGAAAGUCUUGGAUCAGUGAUAUCAACUUAAAGUUCGAUAAGUGGUGGUGUUUAACCAGAAUAUUUACAUACUAGUUCUAUUACUUAUUAACAUAAUAGAAGAACAUUUUGGAUAUAUCUUUAUUCGGAUUAUGGAGGAUUAAUAUCAUUUAAAUUAAGCAUCGUUAAAUGUUAGUAUGAAUGUGGUGGAUGCAUUGAAAAUUAUCCUAGAUUUUGCUUAUAAAGGAAACUUCAUUAAUAUUCACGAAAUUCGAAUUAUAUCACCACAAAUUGGUGGUCUUAUUAUUCAAUUUUGAAAGAAGUAACUACUAAUGUAGUUUUUUGCGACUUGCUGAUAUUUUCUUAAAUUGAAUAUUAAACAUAGCUUCCUCCUCAGCAGUUUGUAUUAAUAAGGUUUUUAAAUAUGAUGUAAAGAUUAUAAUUGUAGACUAUAUUUAAUAGAAAUAUUAAUCAAAGAUCAACAUGAUCCUAUAUAAUAACUGAAUUUUAAGUCUUCAUCUUUGAGUUACAUGAGAGAUUUUGAAGCAUUUUAUACUGAGCCAGAAAUAAUGUUUAAGAAGUUGAAUGAGGGUUGUUUUGAAUAAAUUGAUACUAGAUUCAUGAUUUGUUAAGAAAGUUGGAUUUACAAUUGGUUUCUUGAAAAUUGUCAUCCAAUUUGUGGCGAUAAAGGAUAAGUAUGUCAAACAAGUAAUUGUGAAGUUUCAGAAAUAAUAAUAAAUAAAUUCAAUGACAGUUCCUUAGAGUAAAUUGAUACUAGAUACCUUGAUUUGCAAAGAAGUUUUUGAUUUAAAAGUAGUUUUUGAAAAUUGUCGUCCAAUUUGUGGUGAUGGAGUUAUUCAAGGAUAAGAAAAAUGCCAUGAUGCUAAUCUGAUAUCUAAUGAUUUUGUUAUUAAUGUGAAUUUUCAUGUAUAAACUUUUGCAAAACUUGUGAAUUUGGAAUUUGUUUUGAAUGUAUUUAUGGAGAUGAUCAUAAUGCUGAUUUUAAUUGUGUCCCUAUGCGUGGAGCUGGCAAUUUAAUUCCCUAUUCGGCUGAAUAAUGCGAUCUGA